Messenger RNA from Aphanomyces invadans, 1353 nucleotides. RefSeq lists its product as hypothetical. Gene Ontology annotation, biological process: biosynthetic process. The transcript is spliced from 6 exons. The record is from RefSeq and is a predicted model, not a curated record. Gene Ontology annotation, cellular component: cytoplasm; mitochondrion. Gene Ontology annotation, molecular function: pyridoxal phosphate binding; L-kynurenine:2-oxoglutarate transaminase activity. The coding region runs from base 1 to 1353 and encodes 450 amino acids. Lineage: Eukaryota; Oomycota; Saprolegniomycetes; Saprolegniales; Verrucalvaceae.
AUGUUGGCGGCAUUUCCUCACCGAUCCUUGCGACAGGGGUUGUGGCGCCGCGGGUUCUCGACCGCUCCAGAAUUGUCAUCGCCUGCGUUGAACCUCCGUAAGAAUGUGUUUGCCGAAUUCUCGGGCCUGGCCGUGAAGCACAACUCGCUCAACUUGGGGCAGGGGUUUCCAUCAUACGGCACCCCCUCGUUUGUGAAAGAGGCUGCGAUCGAGUCCAUUCAACGCGAGAACAACCAGUACACGCGUCCGGGAGGCAACCCCGAAUUGGUCAAGGUGUUGGCGGACUUGUACUCUCCAUGGUACAAGCGCGAACUGAACCCACUGACGGAAAUCGUCACGUUCACGGGGGCGCAAGAAGGCAUCUUUUGCAUCUUCCUGUCGCUGCUUUCGAAAGGCGACGAAGUGCUCAUUGUCGAGCCGUUCUUUGACGCGUAUGUCAACAUUGCGCUGCUCUUGGGAAUCAAGACUGUCGGCGUGCCGUUGGAGAUGGACGUUGCGACCAAGGCCAAGUACAAUGACCCGUCGUGCCGCGACAAGUUUAGCUCGAAGGACCUCAAGAUCGACUUGGCCAAGUUGGAGGCGUCCAUCACGCCCAAGACGAAAAUGAUCGUGCUCAACACGCCCCAUAACCCGACGGGCAAAGUCUUUUCCAAGGAUGAGUUGGAGGGCAUUCUGGGCGUCCUGAAGCGCCAUCCCCAGAUUACAAUUCUGUCGGACGAAGUGUACGAGUUUGCGUGCUUCGAGGGCACCCCCCACGAGCGCAUUGCCACGUACGACGGCAUGUUUGACCGCGUGAUCUCGCUCUUUAGCGCUGGCAAGACGUUUUCGUGCACAGGAUGGCGCGUUGGUUAUGCGAUUAUGCCCCAAAAGUAUGCCGACCUCGUGGCAAAGACCCAUAGUGCGAUUCCAUUCUGCGGUGCGCUUCCGUUUGAAUUGGCUGUGGCCAAGGGCUUCCAGGCAGCCGCCACGAACGGGUACUUGAACGACCUGCCCAAGCUUCUCGAGAAUAAGCGAGACACGAUUGUCGAUGCGCUGGAAAAGGCCAACCUGAAACCCAUCGUGCCGGACGGCGGGUACUUUGUGUGCUGCAACGUGUCUAGCCUCGACUCGUACAACGAAUUUCGGCACUUGGAAGCCGAGACCGACUUGCCAGCCGAGCGCCGCCCAGACUACCAAAUGGCCAAGAAGAUGUGCAUGGAGCAAGGGCUAACGGUGAUCCCGACGUCGCCGUUCUACUCGAACGUGGCCAACCAACCGUCACCUGCGCUCGUGCGCAUUGCGUUUUGCAAGGACGACGCGACGAUCGAUGGUGCUGUCAAGUUGAUCGAGUCGAUGAUCUCGACCGACGCGUAA